This is a messenger RNA of Penicillium antarcticum, 1299 nucleotides long. Its product is annotated as putative DNA 3'-phosphatase Tpp1. The transcript has 9 exons. Bases 1 to 1299 code for a protein of 432 amino acids. Gene Ontology annotation, biological process: DNA repair. The record is from RefSeq and is a predicted model, not a curated record. Gene Ontology annotation, molecular function: double-stranded DNA binding; polynucleotide 3'-phosphatase activity; ATP-dependent polydeoxyribonucleotide 5'-hydroxyl-kinase activity. Lineage: Eukaryota; Fungi; Ascomycota; Eurotiomycetes; Eurotiales; Aspergillaceae.
AUGGCCGAGGGGCCAGCUAAAAGGAGUGCCUCUCCCCAGGCCAUUUCACCGCCUCCGCUACGCCGCAAGGUCGACCCGACUGUCACCAAGAAGUCGGUUGCCAAUUUCUUCACUCCGGCCUCGCAGAAGAAGCCUGAAGUAAUUACAUGGCGCCUCAUUGGGACGAGUUGCAUCAUCGGAAAACAGACCUCCAAGAACCAAGUGCCGAGUCCCUCUGAGAAACGCCGUAUUGCUGGAUUUGAUCUGGACUCAACAUUGAUCAAGACAAAAUCCGGCAAUGUGUUCCCAAAGUCAGCAACAGACUGGCAAUGGUGGAACGACAAAGUUCCAGGUCGUCUGAAGGAGCUCAAUUCCGAAGGCUACCAAGUCGUGAUCUUCUCAAACCAGAAGAAGAUCAGCGUUCAGAAAGACAUCAAGGGGGGUCGAAGUGAAUCGAAGAGUCUCUCGAAUUUCAAAGAGAAGAUGACUGUUGUCUUGACGCAACUUGAUAUUCCCGUGAGCGUCUACGCAGCUACUACGGAUCCUGAGUACCGCAAGCCCCGUCUCGGGAUGUGGCACGAGUUCUUGGAUGACUAUGACCUUGAUGUUGCCGGUGUUGAUUUUUCUGGCUCAGUCUUUGUGGGAGACGCAGCUGGACGGCCUGGUGAUCAUUCGGGUGUGGAUCGUGGAUUGGCCACGAACAUGGGCAUGUCCUUCAAGACACCAGAAGAGUUCUUUCUCGGUGAAACAACAGAGCCAGCGACAAAGCUGUUUGAUCCGAUGCUCUAUGUGAAGUCGGAAGAGGAACCUGCCAAACCAUUUACUCGCAAGCACCCCUUGGAACUAGUCAUCUUCUGUGGAAGUCCUGGUGCUGGCAAAUCUACUUUCUACUGGACUCAUCUGGAACCUCUCGGUUACAAACGAGUGAACCAGGAUAUGCUUAAAACGCGCCCGAAAUGCCUCAAGGUCGCUCGCGAACACCUUGAAGCUAAGAAAUCAGUUGUAGUCGACAACACAAAUGCCGACCCGGAAACAAGAGCCUAUUGGACCUCCCUAGCAAAGGAGUUGAAAGUGCCCAUCCGCUGCGUCCAGUUCAUCUCAACCCCAGACCUCUGCAAACACAACGACGCUGUCCGCGCAUCUAACAAAAACCUUAAUCCCGAAUCUAGAACCUCCCUUCCAGGAAUCGCCUUUGGCGACUUCGGCCGCCGCUUCCAGGCACCCACGUUAGACGAGGGAUUCGACGAUAUCAUCCCUGUCGAGUUCCAGUUCCGCGGCAGUGACGAGGCCAAGGCUCUUUGGCGCCAGUACUGGAUUUGA